Molecule: messenger RNA, 933 nt
Organism: Sorex fumeus (smoky shrew)
Lineage: Eukaryota; Metazoa; Chordata; Mammalia; Eulipotyphla; Soricidae
Product: transmembrane emp24 domain-containing protein 9-like
Exons: 5
Coding region: 1-867 (288 amino acids)
Biological process (GO): COPI coating of Golgi vesicle; intracellular protein transport; endoplasmic reticulum to Golgi vesicle-mediated transport
Cellular component (GO): endoplasmic reticulum-Golgi intermediate compartment; Golgi apparatus; endoplasmic reticulum
Source: RefSeq, a predicted model, not a curated record
AUGGAUCCCAGAGCAGGUAUCUGCAAGCCCCGCUGGGUCAGAGAAGCCGCGGGAACGCCCCGGGGCGGCACGCGCGCGGGGACUCCUGGGUCUUGUAGUCCGCGCGCAGGUCUCGAUCUCGGCGGACUGCAGCGGGAGCCGGGGAAGGUGGCGGGGGCCGGCGGGGCGCGGGGCGCGGGGCGCGGGGCCGGCCCUGAGCGGGCCCGACGAGCCGUGCCUCUGCUGCUGCUGCUGUGGCAGCUGCUGGCGCUGACGUGCCGGGGCGCUGCAGUCUACCUCGAGGUCGGCGAGCUGGAGGAGAAAUGCUUCAUCCAGGAGAUUCCCGAGGGCACCGUGGUCAUAGGGAACUACAAGACCGAGCUCUACGACCCGGUGGUGGGGAAGUUCCAGCCCUCGCCGCAGUGGAUUAAUUUGUUCGCGUUCGUGAAGGACCCGGAGAACAGGAACCUUCUGUCCCGGCAGUAUGGCCCUCAGGGUCGCUUCAUGUUCACCUCCAAGUCCCCUGGAGAGCACCAGAUCUGCCUUCAUCUCAAGUCCGUCCGGUUCCCUCUUGUCUACGAUGGCAAGCUGACCAUGCACCUGGACAUGCAGUUGGGGGAGCGCAUCAGCGAUGACGCGGCGUUCCAGGAUAAGGACACGCUUAGCCAGUUGCAUCUGCGCCUGCGGCAGCUGGUGGAGCAGAUGGAGCAGAUCCGGAAGGAGCAGGAGUACCAGAGGUGGCGAGAGGAGCGCUUCCGGCAGACCAGCGAGAGUACCAACCAACGGGUGCUGGGGUGGUCCGUGCUGCAGACCCUCAUCCUCGUGGCCAUCGGCGUCUGGCAGAUGCAGCAUCUCAAGGGGUUUUUUAAAGCCAAGAAGCUGGUCUAGGGGCUCCCGGAGCCGUAGGACAGCGGGGAGCGCGCUUGCCUGGCACGCAGCCGACCCGAGGUUUGA